Monomorium pharaonis (pharaoh ant) is the source of this 3461-nucleotide messenger RNA. It is a transcript of the gene RpI135, whose product is annotated as DNA-directed RNA polymerase I subunit RPA2. The transcript has 16 exons. Lineage: Eukaryota; Metazoa; Arthropoda; Insecta; Hymenoptera; Formicidae. Gene Ontology annotation, molecular function: DNA-directed RNA polymerase activity; DNA binding; ribonucleoside binding. Gene Ontology annotation, biological process: DNA-templated transcription. Gene Ontology annotation, cellular component: RNA polymerase I complex; nucleus. The record is from RefSeq and is a predicted model, not a curated record. The coding region runs from base 1 to 3363 and encodes 1120 amino acids.
AUGUUGGUGGAGCCUACAUUGACGAAUACAUCGCCGAAUUUCGGCAAAUCACCAGACGAACAAAACGAGAUAUUGCAGUCUUUAGGCACACCUCACAUCGACUCCUUUAAUUACAUGUUGGAAGAUGGUCUUUUUCAAAAUUUAAAAGAUAGUACUCUGGUAUACUUAACUCUUCCUAAUGACGAGAAGGUAGUCCUCUGGUUGGACGAUGUACAUAUCUAUAAGCCUGCUGUUCCUUCUAAUACAAUUGGUGUGAAAACACAUAAGAUAUAUCCAUCAGAAUGUCGACAGAGAGGUGUCACUUAUAAGGGUAAAAUACUUGUGAGGAUUGGCUGGUCCAUCAAUGGUAAAGAGCAGGAGAUUCUCGAAAAAGAUUUAGGAGAAGUUCCAAUCAUGCUCAAGUCUAAUCGGUGUCAUUUGAACAAAAUGAGUCCUAAGGAAUUAGUCACUCAUGGCGAACACGAACAAGAAUGGGGUGGUUACUUCAUAAUCAAAGGUCUGGAGCGACUUGUACGUAUGCUAAUAAUGACAAGACGAAACUAUCCCAUCGCCAUCAAGAGGCCAACUUGGAAAGGUCACGGCGAGUUGUUCAGUGAGUUUGGUAUUCUUUUAAGAAGUGUUCGGGACGAUAACUCUACCGUCAACAAUACACUUCACUAUGUGAUUGAUGGUUCUGCAAAAUUUGCAUUUACAUACAAAAAGGCUACGUAUUACGUGCCAUUGAUAUUAAUGCUAAAAUGUUUGGUGGACGUAACUGAUGUGUACAUUUACAAAGCAUUGCUCGCUGGAUGCGAGGAUGAUCUUUAUUACAAUAACAGUAUCAUAAACAUGUUACGUGCCAUACAUGAAGAGGGUCUACACUGGCAUGAACAGUGUAAAGCUUACAUAGGAAAGAUGUUUAAAGUAAAAUUUUCUGAAUUGCCCACAGAUGCGACUGACAUAGACGUUUGUGAUUACAUUAUUAAAAAUUGUGUCGCUAUUCAUCUUGACGAGCUUGCCGAUAAGUUCCACUUACUUGUGUUUAUGACUAAAAAAUUGUUUGCUCUUGCGAAUAACAAGUGUGCCGUUGAAGGUGCGGAUUCCGUGAUGAUGCAGGAAUGUUUAUUGGGCGGGCACUUAUAUCUGCAAGUUCUCAAAGAGAAACUAUCCUAUUGGCUGAUUAGUGUUAAGCAUCAUAUUCUCAAACGUGCCAAGAGUGCUGGUAAUAGAUAUACUUUAAGUGUGCAGGAAAUGUUGAACGUCACUAAAUUUCGGAGCAAUGUUGAUUCACAAAUGGAGUAUUUCUUGUCCACUGGAAGUGUAAGGUCGUCUUCUGGUUUGGGACUUAUGCAAACCUCUGGUCUCACGAUUAUUGUAGAAAAUAUCAAUAGAAUGCGUUAUAUGAGUCAUUUUCGUGCAAUACACAGAGGCGCGUUCUUCCAAGAAAUGAGAACUACUGAAGCUAGACAAUUGUUGCCUGAUGCUUGGGGAUUUAUUUGUCCGAUUCAUACGCCAGAUGGUGCUCCAUGCGGAUUGCUCAAUCACUUGACAAUGAAUUGUAUUGUUACAAAACAUCCAGAUGCAAAAUUAAAAGCCGCAAUACCGGCAGUACUGGUAGACCUCGGAAUGGUUCCGUUAUCUAUCGCGGAUGAGUGGAAAAAUUCGUAUAACGUAAUGUUAGAUGGAAAAUUGAUUGGCUUGAUAGAGGACAAAAUUAUUAAUAAAGUAGUAUACAAGCUAAGAGUACUUAAGAUAAAGGGUAAAGAGGUACCAUCUACAUUGGAGAUUGCACUAGUUCCAAAGAAAAAUGGUCCAACUCAGUAUCCAGGAUUAUUUUUAUUUACUAGCGCGGCUAGAAUGAUGAGACCAGUGAUAAAUCUAGCCACGCAAAAGAUUGAAUUUAUAGGAACAUUUGAACAGAUUUACUUGGAGAUUUGUGUGAGACCUAACGAAGCAUACGAAGGGUUGACGACACAUCAAGAAGUAAGCCAAACAACAAUUUUCAGCAAUUUAGCUAACCUUAUUCCGCUGCCGGAUUGUAAUCAGAGUCCAAGAAACAUGUACCAGUGUCAGAUGAGUAAACAAACAAUGGGUACACCAUGCCACAAUUGGCAACUGCAAUCCCAAACGAAAUUAUACAGAUUGCAAACGCCUAGUACACCACUUUUUAGGCCUGUACAUUAUGACAAUAUUAACAUGGAUGACUUUGCAAUGGGUACCAAUGCAAUAAUUGCUGUUAUCUCAUAUACGGGAUACGAUAUGGAAGAUGCAAUGGUUAUCAACAAGUCGUCGUACGAACGUGGUUUUGGACAUGGAACGAUUUACAAGUCCGAGUUUGUUGAUUUGAAUGAUAAAAAGAGUUAUUUCAGCCGCGAUCCAGAUAAACCUGACCUUGUAAAAACGAUAGAUGUUGAUGGUUUGCCUAUGCCAGGUAUUACUAUUAGAGAAGGAGACGCGUAUUAUUCCUAUUACGAUGCUGAUAAUGCCCAAUAUGUCAUUGGAAAAUAUAGAGGAACAGAAACCGCCUAUGUUGACAAUGUAAAAUUAUGUGGUUCAUUAAAUAAUCAAGAUCCCCGAAGAGCGUGCAUUACAUUCCGUGUUCCUAGAAAUCCCAUUGUUGGAGAUAAAUUCGCGUCAAGAGCAGGACAAAAAGGAAUUCUUUCGCGGCUGUAUUCCGUCGAGGAUUUGCCAUUCACAGAGACCGGAAUGAUUCCCGACAUUAUAUUUAAUCCGCACGGUUUCCCGAGUCGUAUGACAAUAGCUAUGAUGAUCGAGGUAAUGGCUGGGAAAUCAGCUGCUGUGCAUGGUUUAGUUCACGAUGCCACGCCCUUUAGAUUUAACGAAGAGAACAUGGCCGUGGACUACUUCGGAAAAUUAUUAGAAUUAGGCGGUUAUAAUUAUUAUGGGACCGAAAGAAUGUAUUCAGGCAUUUAUGGGUGCGAGAUAACAGCCGACAUCUUUUUUGGCAUCGUGUAUUAUCAGAGAUUGCGACAUAUGGUUUCUGAUAAGUGGCAGGUGAGAAGUACCGGACCGAUUGAUCAGCUCACAAGACAACCCAUUAAAGGUCGUCGACGUGGUGGCGGUAUUCGAUUUGGAGAAAUGGAACGAGAUGCCCUAAUUUCACAUGGUUGUUCAUACUUGCUCCAAGACCGUCUUUUUCAUUGUUCCGAUAAAAUAACAACAUUAGCGUGUCAAAAGUGCGGCUCAUUACUUGGACCAGAAUUAAUAGUGAAAAGUAGAAUUGAUGACGACGAUAAAAAGUGUCGUUUAUGCGGUGAGGAAGAUACCGUAGAAGAGAUCGAAAUUCCGUAUAUCUUCAGAUUUCUUUUAAUACAACUGGCGUCUUGUAAUAUAAAUAUUAAACUGAAAUUUAGGCGAGUUUAACCAAUUAUAUUGUAUCUGUAUAUAAUCUCUGUAUAUAAUGUGAACGUAUAUAUCGCGUGUACAAUUUCUCAACAGAAUAAAAUUUUAUUUUUUUUAAC